Molecule: messenger RNA, 1604 nt
Organism: Tigriopus californicus
Lineage: Eukaryota; Metazoa; Arthropoda; Copepoda; Harpacticoida; Harpacticidae
Exons: 3
Coding region: 141-668 (175 amino acids)
Source: RefSeq, a predicted model, not a curated record
UGAUGUACGUUCAUAAUAUGAUUGUUUGAACGACUUCCUGUUCGAAAUCAUCGCGGCCAUUUCAGAUUGUCAGUUGAAUCAACGCAUUCACCAAAGACAGACCAACAUCACGAACCGAAUUUUUUCACUCCUCAUUUUCAAUGAUGAAAAUAGCAGCUUCGUUGUUGGUAGUGUUGGCCGUGGUUGGUUCCUCACAAUGUGCUCCCCAAUUCAGUUUCGGCGAUACUUUCCGACUUCUGAGUGAUGGUUUCGGUCGUUCUUCAUCCACUGACUCAAAUGUAGGAGGCACUAAUGGCAAUUCGGGUGGAUUGAGCGAUACCAUUGCCGCAUUGAUUGCGUCCAGGAUCGCCGGUGGAGAUGGAGGCAACAACAACAACAACAACGGUAAUCCAAGUGGCUUUCCCACGAGUUUGGAGGAUGGACUUCGACUACUCGCUUCUCAAGGAGGUCGUGUAGCUGGCGUGGUCAGAAAUACUCCCGAUGAUGUGUUAGAUGGCGUGGCUGGCGCUGUUGAGUCCGCCUCCGGAUCGAACACGCGGUUGCCGAGAUUGAAUGCCAAUUCCUUGGGAGAUCUGAUUGAACAAGGGUCCAGAAUCAUCCAAGACAACCCGCAAUUGGCCUUGUCUUUGAUUACGAACUUGGUAAAUCGGAACAACCAAGGAAAUUGAGUCGAUCAAAAUAAAUUGAAGCCUGAUUGUACUCUAACAUUCAAAAUUGUCCGAGUAAAGAUUUAUUUAGAAGGACCAUGGGCAAUAACUUUCUAUCAAACAGAUAACGCUUAUUACAAAUAAAAGUGCAAAACCAGCGGGGUUUGAAACGCAGGGAUAUUUCUUAACAACCUAUAGCCACACUUCAAAAUACCUAACUAUAGAGACAACAUAAGUAACAUCGUUGCAAUCAUAGCAAAGUCUCGUCUUUACCAACAACUCUGUGGUAAAGUUUGUGAGCAUACAGUACGUUCAUACACUUCAGAACCAGUUCUUUAUCUUCCAUCCGCCUACUGGACUCGUACGUAUUACUUGACUGUGUACUACAGAAACACAGACACUCCAAGCAUCCCACAUCAACUGUUAAGCUCAAUUGCACAUGUGAUUCGGACUCGGUGACCGUCUGUGAUAAAAAAAAGACACAAUCCAACAUGCCAUUCGUGAAGGUUCUCACUAAUUUGAGUCGCAACCAACUUCCGAUUAAUUUUAUGCCCCAAUUCUGCCAAUAUCUAUCCGGGGUCCUGGAAAAGCCACCACAUCUCAUGAAAUGGGCCUUGGAGACCGACAAAAUGAUGGCCAUGGGCUGUGAAUUGGAUGGGGCGAGCAAGAACUACUUGUUGGUGGAAAUCGAAUCGAUUGCCGUGUUCAAACAGCCCGAGGACUGUGCGAAGUUCGUGCCCAAGAUAUUUGACUACGUCACAAAAGAGACCCAAUUGAGCCAGUCAGAGGUGGCAACCAAAUUCAGAGACUUGGAGGCUUUCCACGUCGGAUCGGAUGGAAUGACAAUGACGCAGAAGUUGGCAUUGGCUGCUGCUAAAUAGACUUGAAAGACAAUGUAGUUCAAUGUGCUCGUUGAAUCAAAAGAAAAACGUGUUAAUAAAUUUUUUUAUGUUGCUA